UCGGUAAAUAAAACAAAUGCGAGGUAUUUUUUUUUCGCUUAAAUGCGAUGUAAAUCUCACCCAUUGAGAUAGGCGAGUAUUGAUGGAUUUAAAACACCAAUGAUGCUGUAGAAGAGAAUUAUGGGAUGAAAUUUUGAAAUAGGAAAUGCGUUGUCAUCAGAAUAGACGGAUCUUUGUUUUAUACCUCCCCAGUGCAAUAUAGAAAGUAUUUUGUAUCGGCGACAAGAAAUAUUUUCAUUGUUUGAUGCGACUGUUCUUGCGAUUAUGCUGAAAUCACAAUAACUGUUUCACAAACGUUUGAAUAUAAUUUUUACUACUACGAAAAGAUGACUGACGAAGGCAAAGGAGAUGUCGAGAAAGAGUCAGAAGAUCGUCGGCGUCCCGGACAAGAACGAAUAGCAAAAAUCAUCGGUGCCAUUAUCAUCUGCCUUCUUGUCAUUACCGUCAUUGGAAUUUUUGCUUAUUUCUUUUCAAAAGGUUCCGCCGAUCCAAAUAAAGAUUUCAAAGAGAAAUUCAAUGAAAACAAAACAUUGGACAGCAGCCUGGUUAAAGCUCCCAAAAAAACAUCCUCGACGACUCAUCCUUCAAUCAAAGAUACCGAAGUUACAACAAUAUUGUCUGACAUAAAAGGCGCCAGAACAUUCAAUGAAAUGUCCCCCAUAGAAGACAGCGAAAUAUUAACAAAGAAACCAUUGAGCAUGCUUGAAACUACUGUUGCUGCACAGAAAAUAUGGAAAUCAGAUGCUGCCAGCGACACAAAGAUAACAAAACCGAAAGCUACAACAUAAUCGCCCAGGGAAUCAUCAUCAACCUCUGCGACAACAAGGUCGUCAUCAAAGACAACAUCAAAUAAUAUACUCAAUGGCAUGGAAGAGAAAUCACAAAGAAAUUCAACAGCUAGUACAUCAAAAAACUCAAUCAAUAAUCCGAACAUAACAAAGACUAAUGAUGCAAAGGCGCAAUCCACGCCAUCAACUAAGGUAAACAUAACCAAAGGGUCAACGCUUACAACCGAAUCACUCUCAACAACAGCGUCGUCAAUAAAUGAAAAUACGACUGUGGUCAGACCUACUACGACAGAUUCAAAUCUAGAAAUAUCAAUCAGGCUAAUAACUACAUCUGCGACAGCAACAACACACUCUUCUGAUACCAGCGAGCAGUAUGCAGAAAUGAAGUCUUCUAUCACGAAUGGGAAAAACCAAAAUGAAAUUGCAAAAACUACCACAACGC
Messenger RNA from Styela clava, 1230 nucleotides. RefSeq lists its product as uncharacterized. The record is from RefSeq and is a predicted model, not a curated record. NCBI's taxonomy places the organism in Eukaryota, Metazoa, Chordata, Ascidiacea, Stolidobranchia, Styelidae.